AUGGGUGGUAAAAGCUCAACUGAACAAAGACUGAGCGUUCUUGAAAAAAACACGGUUGACAUUGCCGUCACAGGGGUGUGGGGUGGUGGUAAAUCAUCCCUCAUCAACGCCCUGAGGGGUCUAUCAGAUUUUGAUGCGGGUGCAGCUGGUGUGACAGAAACUACAAUGGUGCCAAUGUGUUACCCGCACCCCACCUUUCCAUAUGUAAGAAUAUGGGACCUACCAGGAAUUGGAAUGCCUGGGUUUGUAGGAAAGGAAUACCUAGAAAUAGUCAAGAACAACCAGUAUGAUCUCUUCAUCAUUGUGGCUUGUAAUCGCUUCACCACCUAUGACAUCCAGCUGUCCCGUACAAUUCAGAAAAUGGGGAAGCGGUUCUACUACGUGUGGUCCAAGAUGGACAUGAGCAUUAAGAGUGAAAGACUGCAUCCAGACUUCAAUGAGGAAGCAAUCCUUCAAAAAGUCAGGAAAUACUGUUUUGAUAAUUUGGUGGAGGCUGGUAUUUCUUCUCCACAGAUUUUCCUCGUCUCCAGCUGGUAUCGGGAACACUACGACUUCCCCCUCCUGCAAAGGACCUUAGAGAAUGACAUUGAUCAACUUGGAAAGCGUAUCUUAAGACCAGAAGUGCUGCAGGACUCUGAAAAGAGAAACCACGACAGAUCGACUCAUCAAGGACCGAAUGUGUUGGAAAAAAACACAUUUGACAUUGCCAUCACAGGGGUGUCAGGUGCUGGGAAAUCAUCUCUUGUCAACGCCCUGAGAGGUCUGUCAGAUUUCGCAGAGGGUGCCGCCCAGCCUGAUGUGAUAGAAGGAACAAAAGAGCCGAUGGGCUAUCCGCACCCAACCUUUCGAAAUGUAACAAUAUGGGACCUACCAGGAAUUGGGACACCUAGGUUUAAAGCAGAGAAAUACCUAGAAGAGGUAAAUUACAACCGAUACGAUUUCUUCAUCAUUGUGGCUUCUAGUCGCUUCACUGUCUGUGACAUCCAGCUGUCCCACGCGGUUCAGGAAAUGGGGAAGCGGUUCUAUUACGUGCGCUCCAAGAUGGAUAACAGCAUUAAGAGUGAAAAAAUCAAACCGGACUUCAACGAGGAAGCCACCCUUCGGAAAAUCAGGAAAUACUGCCUUGAUAAUUUGGUGGAGGCUGGUGUUUCCUCGCCAGAGGUUUUCCUCAUCUCCAAUUGGUACUGGGAUAAGUACGAUUUCCCCCUUCUGCAAAGGACCCUAGAGAAUGAAAUGGAAGAAUUCGAGAGACAUGCCUCAGUGGCAGAAGAUGAGAGUCAUGAGAGGUCAACUGAACUAUCUCAAAGUACUGGAAUUUGCGCUUUCCUCUCAAAAGCAGCCUUAGCAUUAGACCUCACAAAGCUGAGGGAUACUGUCGCCCAAAAAUGCCUCGAGGAGGUGACAGCUGAGAUUCGUCGAGAAUUGGAUGCCUUAGAAAAUGUCAGGCUUAAUAUUGCAAUCACUGGGGCCGCAGGUACUGGUAAAUCAUCCUUCGUCAAUGCCCUGAGGGGCAUGACUGAUUAUGAAGAAGGUGCAGCCCGGCCUGGAGUGAUGCAGACAACUAUGGAUGCCCAUGGGUAUCCUCAUCCCUUAUUUCCCAAUGUAACUUUAUGGGAUCUACCAGGAAUUGGGACACCUGAAUUUACACCAGAGAAUUACCUAGAGAAGGUCAAUUUUAGCCAAUAUGAUUUCUUCAUACUAGUUUCCUCCGAACGCUUCACUGUGAACGAUGCCAUGCUGGCUGGAGAAAUUCAGAAAAGGGAGAGAAAGUUCUACUAUGUGCGUUCCAAAAUGGAUGCCAGUAUGGCUUCGGAAGCUAUGAACCCAGACUUCGAUAUGGACAAAACCAUUGAGAAUAUAAGGGACUAUUGCUGCAAGAAUUUGAUAAAGGCAGGAGAGACUUCUCCAAGGGUUUUUCUCAUCUCCAGGCGUGAUUUGAACAUGUAUGAUUUCCCACUCUUGCAAGAGGUUUUGGAAAAUGACCUGGAUGAUCUCAAGAAACAUGCUUUUGUUGCAUCUCUGCCCGUUUUCUCAAGAAAAAUCCUGACAAAGAAAAAGGCUGCUAUGGAGGACCUUAUAUGGAAAGUAGCCACUACAUCUUGUAGUAUUUCAAUGAUUCCUGUCCCAGGACUCUCUGUUGUUUGUGAUUCUAACAUCUUGGUGGCGACAAUGAAACUCUUCUAUAAGGUCUUUGGCUUGGAUGAGGAUUCCCUCCACAGAGUUGCAAAACUGGUUGGCAAAAAUUACGACGUACUGAAAUCUGCUAUCAAAAAAUCUCCACUAUCCAGCGAGAUCACUCCAGAAUUUGUCAACCGUCUUUUAGCCAAGUCAUGGCUGUGUUCAUCUGUGAUGACAAUACAAAUGGUCUUGAAUUUUAUACCUCUGUUGGGCUUUCUGGUUGGUGGAGCCAGUUCUUUUAUUACUACGUUCUACAUGCUGAAGAAUUUCCUGCGAGACAUAGUGGAAGAUGCGGAGACUGUCCGGGCAAAAGCCACUGAGCCUUGACCAUGAUGAUAUCAUCAAAUAAAGAUCCAAGGCACCAACUUGGAAGAUGAGUUCCAGGCACAAGAUGUAUGAAUUGUACACAGGACUACCGCUCAAGCAUGAGAAAGGAAGGUUUGAAUUUCUGGUUCAGUGUUUAUUUCCCCCCUUAAGAACAUAAGAAGAGCCUGCUAGAGG
Messenger RNA from Gekko japonicus, 2679 nucleotides. RefSeq lists its product as uncharacterized. Lineage: Eukaryota; Metazoa; Chordata; Lepidosauria; Squamata; Gekkonidae. Bases 1 to 2505 code for a protein of 834 amino acids. Gene Ontology annotation, cellular component: membrane. Gene Ontology annotation, molecular function: GTPase activity; GTP binding. The transcript has 3 exons. The record is from RefSeq and is a predicted model, not a curated record.